GAUAUUUUCCCAGUUCUAGUUGUUAUGUCAUAAAGCCAACUGUGAUCUAAAUUAAAAAUUAAAAAUGAAAGCGGCUCAAAAAGCGAUUAGAUGGUUCACGAAUAUGAGUUUAAAUAUAAGGCCUAUCGCAUUGACUCGAUCACAUUUUACCUACUAUCCCUCUGUUUUAGGAACUGGAGUAAAAAUGAAUAUGUUCAACGCCAUAAAUAAUGCAUUGGACUUGGCCCUAAGCGUUGACAAAUCGGCAUUGUUGUUUGGCGAGGAUGUUGGUUUCGGUGGAGUAUUUCGGUGUUCAGUUAAUCUUCGUGAAAAAUAUGGUAAAGAGCGUGUUUUUAAUUCUCCGCUAUGUGAGCAAGGCAUCGCAGGUUUUGCAAUUGGUGUGGCUAAUACUGGAGCUACCGCAAUAGCUGAAAUUCAAUUUGCGGACUACAUAUUUCCGAGUUUUGACCAGAUAGUUAAUGAAGCAGCCAAAUAUCGAUACCGAAGCGGAGGCCUCUUCGACUGUGGAUCAUUAACUUUUAGAGUUCCUUGUGGUGCUGUGGGUCACGGAGCACUCUACCAUUCCCAAAGUCCAGAAGCAUACUUCGCUCACACCCCAGGUCUUCGCGUUGUAGUUCCCCGCGGACCGAUAAAAGCGAAAGGUCUUCUCCUUGCAUGCAUUCGGGAUCCAAACCCUUGCAUCGUUUUUGAGCCCAAAACUUUGUAUCGAGCAGCUGUUGAGGAAGUGCCAACGAAAUACUACACAUCGGAACUCGGCAAAGCUGACAUACUGCGGAAAGGAAAAGAUGUCACACUCAUUGGCUGGGGAACACAAGUACAUGUGCUUUUAGAAGUUGCUGAACUGGCAAAGAGAUACUUUAAUAUAGAUUGUGAAGUUAUAGAUUUAGUCUCUAUUUUGCCAUGGGACACUAAUGCUAUAUGUACAUCUGCAAAAAAAACUGGACGAGUAAUAAUUGCGCAUGAAGCUCCACUAACUCAAGGAUUUGGCUCAGAACUGGCAUCAUAUAUUCAAGAAAAGUGUUUUUUGAACUUGGAAGCACCCGUUAUGAGAGUGACCGGCUGGGAUACUCCAUUUCCUCAUGUUUUUGAGCCCUUUUAUUUGCCUGAUAAACACAGAUGCCUAUCAGCUAUAACAGAAAUUUUUAACUAUUAACACUACAAGUUACACUACUGGGGUUAUUUGUAUCGUUAAUAACCUGAUUUAAAACUGUUUAAUUUGGAACGUUUUCUCUGUUCGAAACUUGUAAUUUUAGACUUUUGUUCAAAAUCGUUGGUAGUAAUGUUAAAUGAGGCUGAAUAAAAUGCAUUUAUUUACAAAAUUGUCCUUUACAAGUUCUGCAACUAAAAAAGCUUAAUUACAACUAGGUUUAUGAAACAAUUGAUAAAUUAUAUUGUAUUGGUAUCGAGGGACCUAAUACUCAAUAAAAUGUAUAUUCUUUUUUUGAAA
Molecule: messenger RNA, 1447 nt
Organism: Drosophila ficusphila
Lineage: Eukaryota; Metazoa; Arthropoda; Insecta; Diptera; Drosophilidae
Gene: BckdhB
Product: 2-oxoisovalerate dehydrogenase subunit beta, mitochondrial
Exons: 6
Coding region: 65-1153 (362 amino acids)
Biological process (GO): branched-chain amino acid catabolic process; response to nutrient
Molecular function (GO): catalytic activity
Source: RefSeq, a predicted model, not a curated record